CUUCUUCCCAUCGUAUUCCGUAAGAAGAUUCUGGUGAAUGCGUAGAAAAGGGAAAUAAACAGUUUAGGGGUGUAAAAUGUUGGGUGUGUUCAGCAGCUCCAUCGUUUCGCCGCCGGACGAGCUUGUGGCCGCCGGCAGCCGAACCCCGUCGCCUAAGACGACAGCGGCGGCGCUGUGGAAGCGGUUCCAGGAGAAAAACGCUUCCACAGUGUCGGUGGAGAUCGGAGAGCAUGUCCACCUUGCUUAUACCCAUCACAACGAGUCGCCGUUUCAACCCAGAUCUUUUGCAGUGAAGGAUGAAGUAUUCUGCUUGUUUGAGGGAGUCCUUGAGAAUUUGGGGCACUUGAGACAACAGUAUGGACUGGGGAAGUCAGCCAAUGAAGUAUUGUUGGUGAUUGAGGCUUACAAAGCCUUGCGUGACCGAGCACCUUACCCUGUUAAUCACGUUGUUGGCCAUCUCAGAGGGAGCUUUGCGUUCAUACUUUUUGACAAAUCCACUUCCACCCUGUUUUUGGCCUCUGAUCAAUACGGUAAGGUACCUCUGUAUUGGGGAAUUACUGCUGAUGGCUAUGUAGCAUUUGCUGAUGAUGCAGAAUUGCUUAAAGGUGCUUGUGGGAAGUCACUUGCUUCUUUCCCUCAAGGAUGUUUCUACUCCACAGCUGUUGGAGGAUUGAUGUGUUAUGAAAAUCCUAAGAAUAAGAUCACUGCAGUUCCUGCUAAGGAGGAGGAAAUCUGGGGUGCAACCUUCAAGGUGGAAGGGCCAGCAGUUGUUGCAGCCAGACAAUAGAGGUUCCUUUGGAGAAAUAACCUCUGCAAUGGAGUACCUUAGUUCUAUCAGUAUUUUUCGUAUCAGCACUUGCUUCUAUCAGUGUACAGUAACGCUUGUCAAUCUAAUAAAAACUCUUCUGCUUUUAAAUUUC
Molecule: messenger RNA, 920 nt
Organism: Vigna radiata var. radiata (mung bean)
Lineage: Eukaryota; Viridiplantae; Streptophyta; Magnoliopsida; Fabales; Fabaceae
Product: stem-specific protein TSJT1
Exons: 5
Coding region: 77-787 (236 amino acids)
Source: RefSeq, a predicted model, not a curated record